Erpetoichthys calabaricus (reedfish) is the source of this 676-nucleotide messenger RNA. RefSeq names its product adhesion G protein-coupled receptor E1-like. Lineage: Eukaryota; Metazoa; Chordata; Cladistia; Polypteriformes; Polypteridae. The record is from RefSeq and is a predicted model, not a curated record. The coding region runs from base 236 to 565 and encodes 109 amino acids. The transcript is spliced from 5 exons. Gene Ontology annotation, molecular function: calcium ion binding.
GAGCCAGUGGGAGUGGGUGGGCCAAGCAGCCAAUCCGAAGCAGAGAAAAGCGUGACGUGACCAAGGGGCAGUCGAUGUGGUCAGCUGGGACGCCUCACCAGCCUCGGAGCCACAACUCCAGGGGCUGGCAGAGCAGCCACUUCACUUCCUGAUUGGCAGAACAUAAAAGCCGCGAGCAGCGAGCCGAGAUCAGACAGCGCAGCGCUCAAGUCACACGUCCUCCAGCAGAGCGGCCAUGAGGGGCUGGAUGGCAGGUUUCGCUUGGAUUUUUUUGCUUCUUUGGGGUCUUUAUGACGGUACCAACGAGUGCGAAGAGACCCCGCAUCUCUGCGGUCCUCAUGCCGAAUGUGCCAACACAGCCCGGGGCUUCUACUGCACCUGCAAGGGGGGCUACACAUCCAGCAACGGCAUGAGGACCUUCAGAGCCCACCAGGCCACCUGCCUAGCUGACUGGAGAGGCAAAGAUGUGGCGCCGGAUGGCACGAGGCGGUCUCCUCACUUCAUGUCACGAAGGGGACUCCAGAAGACAAGUAGGUCAUCUUCUGGAUGUCACAUCAACUCUUAAGAUCAGAGCUCAUUGUUCCCUCCUGAGGCGCACGUCACUUCACAGCCUCCUUGGAGGGUCUUCAGGUGACCAUGGGGUCCAGUAGCCGCCACCCCUCAUUUUCUUUUUGUU